AAAUCGUAGAAUUUUUGGUUAUGGUUGUAAGGGUUUAACAGGGUUUAAGAAACCCGCAACUAUGCAAAGUUUCAUUACGAUAAAUUUCAUUUUCAAUCAAAUUUACCACUCAUUCUGAUAUGGCACACAGAAUUUUAAGUAUCAGUCGAAGAAUAGAAAAACUGCUAUGGCAAAGUGUCGGGUACAGCUCGGGUACUGCAAAGACAGUAAAUGCUUUGGAAACUGUGCUACAUAAGUACAGACUGUUUUGCCAAAAACCACCGAAAGGUUUUGAGAAAUAUUUUAAGCCAGGAGCAAAACAACCAGCGAAUGAAGUAGAUAAAAAACCUGGAAAAGAAGCCAAAAAUGUUAAGGAGAAGGACACUAAACAAGAACAGCCAAAACCGCCCCCUUCUAGAAGUCCUACAUCAUCAGGACAAAAACCAUUUGAUCAGUGGUCAUUUGGAUUGUUUGGUGGAACUGGUAACAGGGGUAGUGGCGGUAAACCAUUUGGUGAAGGUGAUAAAGAGAAAUGGUAUUUGUUAGGAGCUGCAGGGGCUGUAGCAUUUUUAGCAACUCUUGCACUUUGGGAAAUGGGAAGCAAAGAGAUUGGAUGGAAGGAAUUUGUUCACAAUUAUCUUGCGAAAGGAAUAGUUGAAAAAUUGGAAGUUGUUAAUAAGAAGUGGGUUAGAGUGAAACUGACACCUGGAAAUACAGUAGAUGGAUCGAAUACACUAUGGUUUAAUAUUGGAAGUGUAGAUUCAUUUGAGAGGAAUCUGGAAAAUGCACAAGUUGAAAUGAAUAUUGAACCUUCAAACUUUGUGCCUGUAAUCUACAAAUCUGAACUGGAAGCUUCUAGUCUUUCUGGUCUUCUUCCUACUGUUAUUGUAAUUGGUUUCCUUAUUUAUAUGAUGAGAAGGUCAGCUGAAAUGAUGGGAGGUCGUAAAGGACGCAAAGGUGGAGGUCUUUUUGGAGGUGUUAUGGAAAGUACUGCAAAACUAAUCAAUUCUAGUGACAUUGGCGUUAGGUUUAAAGAUGUAGCAGGUUGUGAAGAAGCCAAAAUCGAAAUAAUGGAAUUCGUUAAUUUCCUAAAGAACCCCCAACAGUACAUAGACUUAGGAGCCAAAAUUCCUAAGGGGGCAAUGUUGACAGGACCUCCUGGUACUGGCAAGACAUUGCUAGCCAAAGCAACUGCAGGUGAAGCAAACGUUCCAUUUAUAACCGUUUCUGGAUCGGAAUUUUUGGAAAUGUUUGUGGGCGUGGGACCGUCAAGGGUACGAGAUUUAUUCGCUAUGGCACGGAAACAUGCCCCCUGUAUCCUAUUUAUUGAUGAAAUAGACGCGGUCGGAAGAAAGAGGGGUGGACGCAGUUUUGGGGGCCAUUCUGAACAGGAAAAUACUCUUAAUCAACUCCUAGUUGAAAUGGAUGGCUUCAACACCACAACAAAUGUAGUUGUAUUGGCUGCUACCAAUAGAAUUGAUAUUUUAGAUAAGGCCUUGCUAAGACCUGGAAGAUUCGACAGGCAAAUAUAUGUUCCAGCUCCAGACAUUAAAGGCAGAGCUAGUAUAUUUAAGGUUCAUUUAGGUCCCUUAAAGACGAACUUAAAUAAGGGCGAAUUGGCAAGAAAAAUGGCCGCUCUUACACCUGGUUUCACAGGCGCAGACAUAGCCAACGUUUGCAAUGAGGCAGCCUUGAUUGCGGCCAGAGAUCUUAACGAAUUUAUCACAAUGAAACACUUCGAACAAGCUAUCGAACGUGUGGUAGCUGGCAUGGAAAAGAAGACGAACGUUUUAUCUCCUGAAGAAAAAAAAACUGUAGCAUACCAUGAAGCGGGACAUGCCAUUGCCGGAUGGUUUUUGCAAUAUGCAGAUCCUUUAUUGAAGGUUUCAAUUAUACCAAGAGGCAAAGGUCUCGGCUAUGCUCAAUAUUUACCGAAAGAUCAAUAUUUAUAUUCAAAGGAACAGCUUUUUGACAGAAUGUGCAUGACAUUAGGAGGAAGAGUGUCUGAAGAAUUAUUUUUCGGACGUAUCACCACGGGGGCCCAAGACGAUUUGAAGAAAGUUACGCAAAGUGCUUAUGCGCAAGUAGUACAGUUUGGAAUGAACGAGAAGGUAGGAAAUGUAAGCUUCGAUUUACCCCGUGAAGGAGAAAUGGUAUUAGAAAAACCAUAUUCAGAAAGUACGGCUCAAAUAAUCGAUUCUGAGGUGAGAAACUUAAUUAAUUCAGCAUAUAAAAGGACCCAAGAACUUCUUACACACCAUAAAGAAGAUAUUCGGAAAGUGGCCGAAAGACUUUUGAAACAAGAAAUUCUAAGCAGGGAAGAUAUGAUAGAAUUGCUUGGUAAAAGACCUUUCCCAGAAAAAUCGACGUAUGAGGAAUUCGUCGAAGGAACUGGAUCGCUAGAGGAAGACACCACUCUACCCGAAGGACUUAAAGAGUGGAACAAAGAGCGAGAACCACCGUCAAAAAAAGAGCCUGAAACUCAGCCAAUCUAAUAAAAAAAUCUACUUAAUUCAGUUUUUUUUUUGUUGGUAAAUGAAACAUAAGAUCGCUUAUUUGU
Agrilus planipennis (emerald ash borer) is the source of this 2539-nucleotide messenger RNA. RefSeq names its product AFG3-like protein 2 (gene Afg3l2). Gene Ontology annotation, molecular function: ATP hydrolysis activity; metalloendopeptidase activity; ATP binding. The record is from RefSeq and is a predicted model, not a curated record. Gene Ontology annotation, cellular component: m-AAA complex; membrane. The transcript is spliced from 8 exons. NCBI's taxonomy places the organism in Eukaryota, Metazoa, Arthropoda, Insecta, Coleoptera, Buprestidae. Bases 120 to 2474 code for a protein of 784 amino acids. Gene Ontology annotation, biological process: mitochondrial protein processing; protein-containing complex assembly.